AUGUUGGUUUUCCAAUUCUAUACAUUUGUAUUAGACCUGAUGUUCCAUUACAUAUAUUUCUUUGCUAUGCAGGACAAUAUGGAGCUCAUUAAAAAGUUGCCGACAAUAGCUCUGUGUGGAGGUGGGCUUUGGAUGGGUCUGGAGUUUCACAUAAAGUAUGUUAUAUCAUAUGGUACUACUGCAGCUUUUGCCAGAUUGGACAAUAUGGAACCUCCCCCGAAUCCUAGAUGUAUAGCCAGAAUACAUGUGUACUCACAAAUGUGGAGACACUUUGAUGUCGGACUCUACAGAUUCUUAGUGAAGUACAUCUACAAACCUGGUUAUGGCUCGCUAGUCAAACAUUGCAAUUUAUCCAAAAUGGCCUGCAAGUUACUUGCUUCUUUAGCGACAUUUCUUUUUGUGUUUGUUUGGCAUGGGACUGUUUGGCAUAUACUGGUAUGUUGUUGUCAAGUAUCUAUGUAUUUAGAAAAUGUUCCUGCCAGAGGCACUGUUUAA
Molecule: messenger RNA, 495 nt
Organism: Danaus chrysippus (African queen)
Lineage: Eukaryota; Metazoa; Arthropoda; Insecta; Lepidoptera; Nymphalidae
Source: the annotation of a GenBank genome assembly